This is a messenger RNA of Aspergillus brunneoviolaceus CBS 621.78, 531 nucleotides long. RefSeq lists its product as uncharacterized. The transcript has a single exon. Bases 128 to 451 code for a protein of 107 amino acids. NCBI's taxonomy places the organism in Eukaryota, Fungi, Ascomycota, Eurotiomycetes, Eurotiales, Aspergillaceae. The record is from RefSeq and is a predicted model, not a curated record.
UGUUUUAAUGGUUGAUCAAUUCCUCUGUGUGUUAUCUCCACUCUUGCUGUUUUCUGGAAGAUGAAAACAGCUGUCUGAUUGAUUUUGACUUCGAUGCCUUGACUUCGAGGGGUGUUCUACUCCUGGGAUGAUGGUUCUCUCUCUUAUUAUCAUUAUUAUCAUCUACCUGACUGUUCUUCCGUGUGUUUUCUUAAUUUGCGUGCUCCUGUUUGCUAGACAGGGUAUCAUCAUAUAUGCCAGAGAAAGAAAAUCACGAAAAUACUAUACAUGGGAUCGAAUGCUCGGAACGGACGGAUGUCCACCGUCUUCUUUUCUGGGGGAUUGCACUUUGCAAACACCAAACAAUUUAGGGCCAUCGGGAUCGAAAGCCCAAGAAGCCGAUGGGAGGAAUACCGGGCGUCCAGGCCUACGAACAGUCGGGAGAUCAUGGGGGAACGGAACGUCGGUUUAAAUAAUUUCCAAUUUGGGUAUAGAUGAAAUUACCGGAGGGGCCAGUCUACUGACAUGGCGGGCGCCUCCUUUAUCUUAGGG